Molecule: messenger RNA, 617 nt
Organism: Parasteatoda tepidariorum (common house spider)
Lineage: Eukaryota; Metazoa; Arthropoda; Arachnida; Araneae; Theridiidae
Source: RefSeq, a predicted model, not a curated record
AUUUAAAAAGGCGAACACAAUCAAGAAAAAUAGUUGAUGUUAUAGAAAAAAUCUCGAACAUUCUAAGGGUAUAGACAUUAAAAACGAGAGUUAAUUAGCAAAUAUGGAAAAAAUGAAGGUAUUGUUUUUCCUUUGUGCUUUUAUUGUUGUCCAUGGAAGAGAAAAUAAUGACGUUGGACCAUAUGGCCAACAUAACUUGUGGAGGCAAACCCUAUGUGAAAGAAAUUGCGACACACUGAAUAAAAAGCUGCAUCAUUGCAUGACACUUGAAACGACGUAUUUUCAUGAUACAUUCCAGAAGUGUUUAAAUGAGAUUCUGCCAGCCAUUAAAGGUUCAUACGUACUUUUUCAACGGAAGGCGUGCAAGGAUAAAACCAUUUAUCACAAGAUAGACGAAUGCAUAAGCGAACACAAAGCUGUGUAUACUACGAUGAAUCAAGAAGCUGCUGACUGUUUCUUGAAUGUGUUGAAGAAAUACAAUUUACCAGAAUUAAUAAAAAAGUAUUUUUCGUUUGUGAAAUGUGAAAAGAAAUAAUUUAUUCAGCUUUCUGAAAUCCAUUUCAUUUGAUAUAAAAAGAUUGUCAAAUGAGUUAAAGUUUGUAUGAAAUCAAAAUAAA